Aethina tumida (small hive beetle) is the source of this 583-nucleotide messenger RNA. RefSeq lists its product as uncharacterized. The transcript has 2 exons. The record is from RefSeq and is a predicted model, not a curated record. NCBI's taxonomy places the organism in Eukaryota, Metazoa, Arthropoda, Insecta, Coleoptera, Nitidulidae. Gene Ontology annotation, molecular function: odorant binding. The coding region runs from base 100 to 525 and encodes 141 amino acids.
ACAAUUUAGAAUGUCACGGGUCACAGUUCAUACAUUUCUUUAACUAUAUAUAAAGAAGUCGAGCCUAUGAGCAAACUAGUGUAAUCACAAAACUAAAAAAUGAACAAGUACGCCGUCCUCGUCUUCGCCCUCGUCUUGGCCUACGCCACAGCCGAACUGAUCAAACCGAUCACCGACGCUGAAAAACAAGCCUUGAAAAACGCCCACGAAAAAUGCCAAGCCGACCCCGCAACCGCCGUCGAAAAAGGUGCCAUGAAACUCAUCCAUGAAGGUAAAGCUGCCGAAGUCAAGAACCUAAAACCACAUAUUUUGUGCAUGGCCAAGACCAACAAAAUCAUCAAUGAGGACGGCAAAAUCAACGUCGAAUUUUUGAAGAGCAAAUGGGCCGAACAUUACGACGCCGCCGAUUUGGCCAAGUUGGAACCUUGCUUGGUCGAAAAGGACACCCCCGAAAACACCGCCGCUCAUUUGGCCAAAUGUCAACAUGAGGCUGUCGGUUCCAUUUUGCAUCACGUUCAUCAUUAAUUUUUUUAUUAAAUUAUAUCAAAUAGGUAUUAUUAUUAAAUAAAUAUAUUAAAAUCUA